Molecule: messenger RNA, 5288 nt
Organism: Osmerus eperlanus (European smelt)
Lineage: Eukaryota; Metazoa; Chordata; Actinopteri; Osmeriformes; Osmeridae
Gene: pcf11
Product: PCF11 cleavage and polyadenylation factor subunit
Exons: 16
Coding region: 135-5012 (1625 amino acids)
Biological process (GO): termination of RNA polymerase II transcription
Cellular component (GO): mRNA cleavage factor complex; cytoplasm
Molecular function (GO): ubiquitin binding; mRNA binding; phosphatidylinositol binding
Source: RefSeq, a predicted model, not a curated record
ACGCAGUAGUUUUCGUUCGAGUAGCAGCAGCCAUCUUCUUAGUUGAACUACGAACGGACGAAGCGUAGAUUACACAUGUAAUGGAAAAUUGAAACAUUUGGUCAAUGUCACAAAAGAAAUAGUCAAAUGUGUUCAUGGACUGCCUGGUAAUAAAUUGUUAUGUUAACGAAAACGCUGGUUUAGUAUUUGACCGAACACACACCGCAAAGAUGGAUGACGACGCGGCGAGGGAAGAUGCCUGCGGAGAGUAUCAAUCCUCCCUCGAAGAUUUGACAUUCAACAGUAAACCUCACAUCAAUAUGCUGACCAUUCUGGCAGAGGAGAAUCUGCACUUCGCCAAGGAUAUCGUCGCAAUAAUUGAAGCACAAAUCAAUAAGGCCCCACCUGCCGAGAAGCUUCCUGUUUUGUACUUAGUGGAUUCCAUAGUGAAGAAUGUCGGAGGCGAAUACCUUGCAGUGUUUGCUAAAAACCUAGUCUCUUCAUUUAUAUGUGUUUUUGAAAAGGUGGAUGAAAACACUAGGAAAAGUCUGUUCAAAUUGCGCUCCACUUGGGAUGAGAUAUUUCCUCUAAACAAACUCUAUGCUUUGGACGUACGGGUGAAUUCUCAUGACCCGGCCUGGCCUAUCAAACCACUGGCGGCCAACAUUCACGUGAAUCCUAGGUUCAUAAAACCGACCGAGGAGGCCGCCUCGCCUGUGCCUGCCCCCUCCCCCCCUGCUGCACCCACCCCGGCCCCCGUGCCCCCCCCCAGCGAGGCGAGCAUCACCCAGGAGCAGCUCAUUAGACAGCAGCUGCUGGCCAAGCAGAAACAACUCCUGGAGCUGCAGCACAAGAAGAUUGAACUGGAGCUGGAACAGACCAAAGCACAGCUGGCUGCAAAUGUAGUGUUGACGCAGCCAACAGCAGUUACGACUCCAGCCCACAGUAUUGCAGUGCCAAAGGCACCCCAGACCGCUCCUAAGCAGUGGGUCCCCCCUCAGGCUGAGAGCAAACCACCCACAAGAGACCCACGUCUGAACCGCUCUGGCCCCCCCACCCCGCAGCCCAAAGAGCAGCCUAACAGCAAGCGGGACGCCCACAACAUGGGAGCACCAGCCCACACACCUGAGAAGAAGGCUCCAGAGAAGUUUAGCAGGCCGGAGAAAGCGAGACAGCCCAGGAAGGAGAUGGAGGAGAAGCCAAAGUCCAAGUCGCCGUCUCCCUUGGCUAAAGGGGUGAUGGCUAAAAGCAAGCAUUCGGAGUCUGAGAGCGUGAAGUCGGCAGACGCCGGAAAGAAAGACCCCAGGCUGCGGAAACACGUCCACGAGAAGGGUGAAGCUAAAGAGGAGGAGGUGGUGAAGGAGAAGAAGAGAUGCACUGAGAAGAAGGAGAAAGAGGAUCCCGGGAAAGCUCCGGAACUUCAGAAAGCAGCCAGGGGGAAGCUGGUUAAUGGCUCGAUCAGCAAACACGACCGCGUCGAGACCCCUGAGAGCAAGUCGGAGAGCAAGACUGGAGGGAACGCCAGGACCAACGCCCGGAAACGCACACGCUCCCGUUCCCGCUCACGUUCCCCUGCCCCUCCCUCCCCCAAGAGGAAGGACCGGAGGUCACCUAAGACCAGGACCAGGAGCUCCUCCGCUUCUCCUCCUCCUCCGCCUCACAAGCCGAGCAAGGCCCGGAUGUCUGGAGGCAAACACUGUCACGUGGAGGACUCCACCCAGCAUGGGAAGGGUCGAGACGAGAGGGCCACACCCAAGAAGGGCCCGUCGGAGCCCAGGAGAGGGAAGCGCUCGGCGGAGGAGAGGCACAUGGAGGCCAGGGACUCGCUGCUCUCCCGGGUUCCCCACGACAGCAAAGACAGCAAGGAUAACUCCCACCGGUGGAAGAGUGGAUGGGAAGAGAACAAACAUCUGAAGUUGUCAGAGGAGGCUCAUGGGAAGGCUGGCCCUCAGAGACACAAGUCUUUCUCUGGCGGUCAGCGACCCAGCACCCCUCGCACCCCCAAGCCUCACCGCCUCAGCGUGGACGCCAACCUGCAGAUACCAGAGGCCCUCAACUCUGCCAGCAAGAGAGACCUGCUCAGGAAGGCCAGUAGGCGUUUAGAGAACGGGGAGAUCUCCAACGAGGACUUCCUGAACGUGGCCCACCAGAUCAAGCAGCUGUUCCAGUACCAGGAGGAGAAGCAGCGGUCUGACUCCUGGGAGGGCUCCGGCGAGGACGGCCCGCACUUCCCCAACAAGAAGAAGCCCCUGCUCUCCACCCCCGGCUCCGCCCCGCAGGACAGCCUGUCUGACGCCGAGCUCAGCUACUUCGAACACAAGUCCCGCCUGAGAAGGACCCAGCUGCCCCAGCGCCAGGGGGGCGAGGACUGGGAGGGUGGGGAGGAGGGUCAGGAGGAGGUGGAUUCCGCCGCGCCCCCUGGGGGGAAGGCAGAGGGCAGCAGGGGGGCCGUCCACCCCUCGGUCCCUCCGUUCCCCAGGCAGCCCAGGGAGAGGCAUGGGAAGGAGCCACCGGAGGAGCAGCAACCCCCGGCUGCCAUGAUGGAGGGAUCGUAUAACCACGGCAGGGAGUUCCCCAGGAUCAAGUCCCUGCAGGGCCUGCGCUUCAGGAGGAGGGCCGACCCCAGGGAGUCCGCUGGGCCAGACAGGCUCAAGAAUGAGAGGGAGUGGACCUCCCCCCUGAGUGAGCGUCAGCGGGAGGAGCAGAAGAGCGGCUACGACGCGCCCAGGCGCUACACCGGGACGCCCGACCCCCGCCGCGACGACCCCCCCAAGCACGACCGGGCCCCUCCCAAGGCCAGCCUGGUCCACAGGGGCUCCGUCAGCCCCGCCCUGCCCGAGGGCCCCACCAGGAAGCCCCCGGUGGGGUACGAGAGAGAGCGCCUCUCCCCCCUGGAGCAGCUGGACCCGGCCGGGCUCAGCCCCGUCCCCAGGUUCGAGAGUCCCAACAGUGAGCACUCUGACGACGGGCCCCUGGAGGCCCCCAGGUCCAUCCUCAAACCCCCCUCCAGAGGGCCCCUCCCCCGGCACACCCACUCCCCCGGACACACCCCUCCGCAUGUCUCCGAAGGGGGCUCGGCUGCCCCGCAGAGGUACGACGGCCCCCCCAAAGGCCACCCCUCCCGCUACGACGGCCCCGGAAGACCGCCUCACCUCCCAGGUCGGUACGAGGGCGGGCCCGGGCCAGGCCGCUACGACGGGCCAGGCGGCUCCCACGGUCGCUACGACAACCUUCACCCCCACGCUCACGGCAGGUUCGACGGGCCUGGGAGGUUCGACGGGCCCCCUAUGCCCCACGGGCCCAUGAGGGGAGGGGAUCCACAGGGUCGCUACGACGGCCCCCUGGCCUCACAGGGCCGUGGCCGCUACGAUGGGCCUCUGGGCCCACAGCCAGCCAGGUUCGAGAGCCCAGGCCCCAGACCGGGGCGCUUCGACGGCCCAAUGCAGCCCAAACGCUUCGACGGGCCGGGCAGGUUUGACAGUCCACACAUGCAGCCAGGCAGGUUUGAGGGACCCGUAGGGUUCCAGACUCCCAUGCACUUUGACGGGCCUUCGAACCAGCCAGGUUCGAUGCACUUUGACGGGCCUUCGAACCAGCCGGGUUCGAUGCACUUUGACGGGCCAGGGAACCAGCCAGGCCCAGUCUGCUUCGACGCGCCCGGCCAGCAGGGACCCAUGAGGUUCGACAUGCCCCACUUCGACGGGCCCUCGGGGCACCAGGGCCCCCGGUUCUGCGGGCCCCCCGGCAUGCAGCCUCCCCUGCGGCCGGGCGCUCCCGUCUACGAGCCCAUGGCCAACGCAGCAGGGGGCCAGCAGCCCUCCGGGUUCAACAUGGCCAACCAGCACUUCCCAGAGCCCCACAACCCUGCGUUCGGCAGCGGGCAGCACGGCUUCUCAGGGCAGCCGGGCGGGCCCCAGGCGGGGGCGUUCAACGUGCCCUCCUCCUCAGGGUUCCCCAACUCCUUCGUCCAACCCGGUCCUUCCUUCUACGGCCCCGGGGCCCCCGGGGGAGGAAUGAACGCGCCGUCCCAGACAGGAAACAUGCAACCUCCGAUGAAUAUGCUGCCAAACCUGGGCCAGCCGCCCUUCCUACCACAAAACCCAGUGCCUUUCAACCAACCAGGUCCUCAGUUUCCGGAGAGCCACUUCGGCCAGGUGGAUGUGAACGACUUGCUGACGAAACUCAUCUCUACCGGCAUCAUCAAGCCUGCUCAGACAGAGACCGCUCCCAGUGGAACCGAGUCGGCUGCCCUGCCCCCGGCGCCUCCCGUGGUGGUGGAGGAAGAGGAGGAGGAGGAGCAGGAGGAGGAUGAGAACCUUCCAGACCUCACAGGCUUCACCAUAGAGGACAUGAAGCUGCGCUACGACAGCGUGGUGACCAAACUCUACACCGGCAUCCAGUGCUACUCCUGCGGCAUGCGCUUCACCUCUUCGCAGACAGAUGUCUACGCCGACCACCUGGACUGGCACUACCGGCUGAACCGCUCGGAGAAGGACGUCAGCAAGAAGGUCACACACCGCCGCUGGUACUACAGCCUCACGGACUGGAUUGAGUUUGAGGAGAUCGCCGAUCUGGAGGAGCGGGCGAAGAGCCUGUUCUUUGAGAAGGUCAACGAGGAAGUGGUGCAGAAGACCCAGGAAGCAGCGAAGGAGAAGGAGGUCCAGAGCGUGAGGGCGGCGGCCGACGUGGUGGACGAGUCCUGUGAGAUCUGCCAGGAGCAGUUUGAGAUGUACUGGGAGGAGGAGGAGGAGGAGUGGCACCUGAGGGACGCCAUCCGCGUCGACGAGAAGACAUAUCAUCCUUCGUGUUUUGAAGAUUACAAGAAUACGUCAUCAUUUCCAGACGCCUCUCCGUCUCCCACCAAGCUGCUGACCGACCACCCGCUGAGCGCCUUUGUGAAGGAAGAGGAACCGCAGGCGCCCAGCUGUGCGCUCGUCGUCAAACAGGAAGCGGAGCUGGAGGCGGGCGUGGCUCCGAAGGAAGAGGAGGUUCAGGUUAAGGUGGAGGCAGGAACAGAAAUGGCUGCUUCCUGAAACCACGCUGCUUCCUUUUCCUGUCCACUUUUAUUGGCUGCUCAUAGCCCCUCCCUUAUUUUGUAAGGAAGAGAUAUUUUUAUAAUUGACUGAGGCGGGGCCCUCAGAUUGCCAUACAUUUGAAUACAUUUUUGUAUUUGGAAUAUGCCUGUACAAUUCAGGUGUUUUGCGUGUGGAUGGAUGAAUGAAUGAACACUGAAAAUGUACCUUGCAAAAAACUGUACACUGAGGAAAAGAUGUCAUAUUUAAUUUAUAAAUAAAGCUAUUUUUGGUAUA